AUGGUGGUGGAUGGCAUGGCAAUGCAGAGAGGGAGUAUUUAAUUUGAAAUUUCAGAUCUUCAGAAUAAUUGAGAAAAUUAUAUAAUAUUCCAUACAAGUUUCAUAUUUAUAAGGACUCUAGGAUCCUUCAAGAAUCAAAAUUGGAAAAGUUGUACCUAAUUGGAAGUUGUCUAAUCCUAGAUGAGUUAGGAUUCUUACUUAAAAUCGAAAUUGAAAAAAUCAUCCCUAAUUGAAAGUUGUCCAAUCCUAGAUGAGUUAAGAUUCCUAAUUCUAAACAGAGAGGUUGAACGGGGUACUUAUAAAAGGGAUUCUCAUGUGUUUGAAGAGCACCAAUCUUCUAUUGUUUUAAUUCGCAGUUUUCAUAAUUCAGCAGAGCAGACGAAAUUGACGAUGUCUUCUAACAAGAUGAUCAUAUUGAGGAGUUCCGACGGGGAGAUAUUCGAGGUGGAAGAGGCGGUGGCUCUUGAGAUGCAAAUGAUCAAGUACAUGAUUGACGAUGAAUGUGUGGACACUACAAUUCCCAUCACCAACGUGACUGGCAAGAUCUUAGCUAAGGUUAUAGAGUAUUGCAAAUCACAUGCCGAAGCCGCAAAGACUAGCCAGGAUGAUCUUAAGGACUUUGAUGCUAAUUUCAUCAAAGUUGACCAUAAUACACUAUUGGAUCUCAUAAUGGCCGCUAAUUUCCUUAACAUUAAUAGCUUGCUUGAUCUUACCUGUCAAGCUGCUGCAAAUCUGAUCGAGAAGAAGACAGUGGAGGAGGUCCGCAAAAUUUUCAACAUUCAAAAUGACUUCACACCUAAGGAAGAAGAAGAAAUCCGUAAAGAGAAUGCUUGGGCAUUUGAAUAAAAUUCAUAUAUAUUUUUUAGAUGCUAG
Molecule: messenger RNA, 873 nt
Organism: Ipomoea nil (Japanese morning glory)
Lineage: Eukaryota; Viridiplantae; Streptophyta; Magnoliopsida; Solanales; Convolvulaceae
Product: SKP1-like protein 1A
Exons: 1
Coding region: 391-846 (151 amino acids)
Biological process (GO): SCF-dependent proteasomal ubiquitin-dependent protein catabolic process
Cellular component (GO): nucleus; cytoplasm
Molecular function (GO): cullin family protein binding
Source: RefSeq, a predicted model, not a curated record